This is a messenger RNA of Vigna umbellata (rice bean), 2388 nucleotides long. RefSeq lists its product as uncharacterized. The record is from RefSeq and is a predicted model, not a curated record. Gene Ontology annotation, molecular function: identical protein binding; CTP synthase activity. Gene Ontology annotation, biological process: CTP biosynthetic process; pyrimidine nucleobase biosynthetic process. Lineage: Eukaryota; Viridiplantae; Streptophyta; Magnoliopsida; Fabales; Fabaceae.
GCUAUAAGUCCAACAUGAUGGAAGAGGUGGAGACGAGACUUGAGUUGAGACGCUUUUUCAUUUUUGCCUUUAGGUUUUUUUAAAUACCAUUUCGAAAGGGACCGUCAGCUUCACCACUCUCGUCCCUUAAUGCAUACUACCCAUUCCAUUCCAUAACCGUCUCAACCUUCCUUCCCGCUCGGGUAUAAACCCAAACACUUGGUCUGCGAACUUCUCUCAUUUCCCCCAAAACCAAAUGAAAUACGUGCUCAUCAGCGGGGGAGUCGUCAGUGGCCUUGGCAAAGGCGUCACCGCCAGCAGCAUCGGCGUCGUUCUCAAGGCCUGUGGCCUUCGUGUCACUUCCAUCAAAAUCGAUCCAUACUUGAACAUCGACGCUGGCACCAUGUCUCCCUUCGAGCACGGGGAGGUUUUUGUUCUCGACGACGGCGGAGAGGUUGAUUUGGAUUUGGGAAAUUACGAGCGCUUCCUCGAUGUUACGCUUACCAAGGAUAAUAACAUCACCACUGGAAAAAUAUACCAGUCUGUUCUUGAGAAGGAGCGUAAAGGAGAUUAUCUUGGGAAAACUGUUCAGGUGGUUCCGCACAUCACUGAUGCUAUCAAAGAUUGGAUUGAGUCCGUUGCCGUGAUUCCCGUGGACGGAAAAGAGGGCCCUGCGGAUGUUUGUGUGAUUGAGUUGGGAGGCACUGUUGGUGAUAUUGAAUCUAUGCCAUUUAUUGAGGCUCUACGGCAAUUGUCCUUUCAAGUAGGGCCUGAUAACUUCUGUCUCAUCCAUGUUAGCCUGAUACCAGUGUUGGGUGUCGUGGGAGAGCAAAAAACAAAGCCUACACAACAUAGCGUCAGGGAACUGCGAGCAUUGGGAUUGACACCUCAUCUUUUAACAAGUCGCUCUGCUGAGCCUCUUCUAGAAAGUACCAAAGAAAAACUCUCAAAAUUUUGCCAUGUUCCCAUUGAGAAUAUUCUGAACAUCCAUGAUGUACCAAACAUUUGGCAUAUUCCCCUGUUAUUGAGAAACCAAAAUGCUCAUCAUUCAAUUCUGCAGCAGCUUAACUUACUCAACCAAGCUACACCUCCUGAUUUGCAGCAGUGGACAGAGAUGGCCGAGACCUUUGACAGUCUUACUGAAUCUGUUAGGAUUGCAAUGGUCGGAAAGUAUGUUGGUCUAACAGAUUCAUAUUUAUCGGUUGUAAAGGCCCUUCUGCAUGCUUGUGUUGCACGCUCUUUUAAGCCAUCAAUUGACUGGAUUGCAGCGUCUGACCUAGAAGACGAGAGUGCAAAAUCAACACCAGAAGCACAUGCUGCAGCCUGGGCGACUUUGAAGAGCGCAGAUUGUGUCUUGGUUCCUGGGGGAUUUGGAGAUCGUGGUGUGAGAGGUAUGAUGCUUGCUGCCAAAUAUGCUAGAGAGAACAAUGUUCCUUACCUGGGGAUUUGCCUGGGAAUGCAAAUUUCUGUAAUUGAGUUUGCUAGAUCAGUUUUGUGUUGGGAAAAAGCAAACAGUGUAGAGUUUGAUGCCCAAACACCAAAUCCUGUUGUGAUUUUCAUGCCAGAGGGUUCACGAACGCAUAUGGGAAGUACCAUGAGACUUGGAUCUCGGAGAACACUCUUACAGACAUCUGAUUGUAUCACUUCCAAGCUGUACGGUAGUUCAGAGUAUGUGGAUGAACGACAUCGGCACAGAUAUGAGGUAAAUCCAGAUGUGAUUGGAACUUUGGAAGAAGCUGGACUUCAAUUUGUCGGGAAGGAUGAAAGUGGAAAACGAAUGGAUAUCUUAGAGCUUCCAAGUCAUCCAUUUUAUGUAGGCGUGCAAUUCCAUCCAGAAUUCAAAUCACGACCAGCUAGGCCAUCUGCUUUGUUUUUAGGUCUCAUAUUGGCCGCAACAGGGAAAUUGGAAGCGUAUAUUAGUAGACAAAAUGGAAGUUGAUCUUUGAUUUUAUUACUAGAAGAACCUCUCCUAGAAUAUUUUAAUCUUCCCAUUGUAAACUGAUUCUCCAGAGGGAAAAAAGUUGGGGAGAGGGAAGGGAGUAAUAUUGUACAUUUGCAGCUGCCUACGCUUACACUAUAGCUUAGUCGCCGAGUAAUAUUAUUCACACCUCCACAUCCAUUGUUUUAUUAUCAUCAGAAAACCUCACAUUAAUUUUUUUAUAUCAACUUUAUGGCAAGAUGCUUAAAGGAGGUUGCAAAUACUAGUGUAUCUUCGGUUGUGAACGAUAGUGCAAUCAAGGAUGGCAGCUAGAAUAGUAUUUUUGUAGGGCUCAUAGGGUCUUUUGCUUAUAUCGGCAAGUCUUGGCCACGCUCUAAAUAUAUCUGGGCAGUGGCCAAACACUUUCCGGUGGGUGUAGUUUGCCGUUGAUGUAAUACCAUGUCCUUUAAUGUAAUAUUUCAUUUUCGAUA